Molecule: messenger RNA, 1489 nt
Organism: Camponotus floridanus (Florida carpenter ant)
Lineage: Eukaryota; Metazoa; Arthropoda; Insecta; Hymenoptera; Formicidae
Product: odorant receptor 13a-like
Exons: 6
Coding region: 326-1468 (380 amino acids)
Biological process (GO): detection of chemical stimulus involved in sensory perception of smell; sensory perception of smell
Cellular component (GO): plasma membrane
Molecular function (GO): olfactory receptor activity; odorant binding
Source: RefSeq, a predicted model, not a curated record
GAUGUUUUUCUUCACGUAUUCCCCUAGCAGCAAAACUUUUCAACAUCGUCGUCCGCGGAAACUAAGUUUUUUCCUGUUCCCCAUGCCUGUUGCAUCUUUAACGAGAGCGUGCAAUUGCAUCGCGAAGGAGGGAUCGAGGGGGAGCAUCAUUUUCGAGGGUGGUGCAUAAUAUUGCAGUUAAAGUUUUUUCGCAACAGAAAUAUAUAUUUUACUAGUAGUGAUUGAGUCAGUGGUCAAUGACACGGUUCGGUUGUUGAUCUGUGGACAGGUAAUAACGUUAGCAAAUUAUUCGUCGAUCCCGAAGUGCCGUUUCAAGAAAAUAAAAAUGCGGUCCACGAUCAGCCGACUCGUUAAAUUCAGUCUUCAUAUUUACGGCAUCUGGCCGUAUGUACCGUCCACUGUGCUGUUUAGAUUAUACUGGAUAAUGAUGUUAAGCACGGCUCAAGUCUUUCAAUACCGAUAUGUCAUAGUAAACAUUUAUAUGGACGAUUUCUCAGAAUUAAUGGAUGGAAUAAGUAGCGCGAUGGCUUCCUCCCUACUUUACAUCAAACUCGUUCUUCUUUGGUCCAAUCAACGAAUAUUUUUCGAUGUGUUACAAAUGAUGUCCGCGGACUGGCAGGAUCGGCAGGACACUGUCUAUAAUUUGCGCAUAAUGGCAAAAACGGCAAAUGCCGCACAACGUGCCUCGAGAUGGAUCAUUGGUCUACAGAUAUUCUCCGUAUUCAAUUACGCCGGCGGCGUCCUUGCCAAUAACAUGGAUAAAGAGGAACCAUACAAACGGGAACUUAUCCUAAAGAUGGAAUUACCAUUUAAUAUUAGUACGAAUUCUAUUUAUGCAGCGGUUCAAAGUGUUCAAUUUUAUCACUUGAUUUUAGUCGCCUACGGCAUCACAACGGUCAACUCGCUUCUCGUUACUCUGAUUCUUCACGUCAGUGGUCAAAUCGAUAUUCUUCGCGAACGAUUGAUGAAAGUGUUUUCCAAGAGUACGGUAGAUUCGGAGGAGAUUACGAUACAAUCGUUGCUCUCGAAGCAUCGACAAAUUAUCAUAUUUUCAGAAUGCAUCGAGAAUCUUUUCACAUAUAUCGCAUUUAUUAUACUCUUAUCGGACACAAUCAUCAUAUGCUGUCUCGGAUAUGUUAUCGUCACUUCGUUAGAUAUGCCCAACGUUGCAGCAAUCUUGGUGAAGUCCGUGGUGUUUUAUAUCACGAUAAACAUCGAAGCAUUUAUAUACUGCUUGUCUGGCGAAUAUCUGAGCGCCAAGAGCACAAUGAUCGCGAAUGCGGCGUAUGAUUCUCUCUGGUACAACUUUCCGUCCAAACAAAGUCGGAUUAUAUUAUUUGUCAUUUUAAGAUCACAGAAAAGAUUGACGAUCACGAGUGGAAAAAUCAUGGAUCUCUCUUUGGAGCGUUUUACUAGCGUUAUAAAAGCUUCAGCAUCAUAUCUAUCACUAUUAUUAGCGAUGUACUGAAGGUAAGUAAGAUGUUUUGCG